AAUGAAAUAUAUCAUCAUCUGCUACUGCUGGCUUCAGGAUUUGUCCCCAUCAUCCCUGUCCCCCAACACACAUCAAAGGCCUGUGUAUUUCUGCUCUCUGCUUAUAAUCCCUCCUCCCUUUUUCAUUCCCGCUGAUCAAACUGUAUCGAAUCCUGCACCAUGGAAGUCGUGGAGGCUACCAAUGAUUUUCAAGACUGGGAUGUCGUUCAGUCCAACUCGGGUUCUGAAUCGGCUUCGGUUAACUCGUUCGAUGAAAUUGAUUCUGGAGGCUUAAUACAGACCAAUUAUUUCUCGUUAGACGCUCAUAACCAGUAUGGGCAGGAUUUGGACGAUAAAAAAUCGAGUGCACCAAGUUGGGUUGAUCCGAGGUUGGAGGAGAAACCCGCUAGGUACCUUAAUCUGGAGUCCGGUGAGUUCUGGUCCGAUUCCAGCACACAACGGUCCGAUGACCGCAAGUUCAGCGAUGAAGUGGCUUUCUCCCUGAACGAGAAGAAAAAGGUGGGCUUUCAAGGAAUUAGGGAAGUAGAUGAGGAAAAAUGCGCAACGAUGGUGGAGUUGGGGAGAUCAUAUUCGGAUUCAAAUGGAAUUGAAGUGGGUUCUGCGAAACUUAAUGACUCUGUGGAGAAUCCUGAAGUGGGUGUGGGAGGCCACGUUAAUUUGCAUGAUGAGUUGGAGAUUUUAGGCAAAGAAAAAAAUGAAAAUGAGAAGAUUGGAUGCGGGAGCGAAGUUAUCCAUGAGAAUGUGGAAAAGAGACGAGGUGAGCCUGAAAAGAGGGGCUCGGCAUGGUGGAAGAUGCCAAUGGAGUUUCUACGGUACUGUGUCUUUCGAGUGAGUCCGGUGUGGACAGGCUCUGUGGUCGCGGCUGCAUUGGGGUUUGUGAUUUUGGGGCGCAGGUUGUAUAAGAUGAAGAACGGGACUAAGGGAUUGCAGAUUAAGGUUACUGUUGAUGACAAGCUAGUGGUGUCCAUAAUUACCCCAAGAAAAGAAGGAAAACAAAAGCUAGCGGUUUCCGUUGUAAAGGUACUGUGGACUUUAAAUGGCUGGAGUACUUGAUGGAUUUGCUUGAUGAUUAAGUGACAGUUUGGUCUAUUCCUAUGGGUAUUGAGAUUGGUUUUAGUUUUAUCUCGGUGUCAUCUUGGGAACUAAAUAUAUAGUUUGAUCAUGAAAUGAGCUAUCUAUAAUUGAGAGGAAGAACAUAUUAGUUACAUUACAUGAUUGGGGUGGGAUUUGAACAGUAAAUUGUCAAUCUAAGUCUAUCCUCCUAAGCAUCUCAAUUUGACAGCAAUAUUUAUAAUUCUUCAUAAACAAAGGUAGCUAGGCCCAGCAAUCCGAGCGAAGAGGUAGAUACAUAAACACUCUUCUGCCCCUUUGACUAUAGUAACUAUAACAUGCUUGUUGGAAAAUUUGACAAUUUAUCACCCCUUUGGAAUUUGGUUGUUUGCUAAUUUUGGCAUCAUGUGCAUCAGAUAUUAUGGAGAUUUUCAGGAAUGGUAUAUGAUGUAUAUGUUUAAGUAUUGUGUGGUUUACAAGAUUUUAGAUCAAAAUUUGAAGUCUUGCCUGUAAUACAAAGAAACAGCGCCCCCCCCCCCCCCCACGCACACACAAGAUAUAG
Messenger RNA from Sesamum indicum (sesame), 1612 nucleotides. The record is from RefSeq and is a predicted model, not a curated record. Lineage: Eukaryota; Viridiplantae; Streptophyta; Magnoliopsida; Lamiales; Pedaliaceae.